AGUUUACCUCUAGCGCCGGCGAACCUUCCAUCUUCAAAGUUGCCUCUUCGACAGACGAAAUUUCGAGAAUUGUAGCUUUAUCUUACGAGUCCUCUGUUGUGGGUGUUUGAGCCGGGAGCAGUCAUUUACACUAUUAUAGCUUAUUCAUAUUAAAUAUCAUUAUCACCUACAAACUCGGUACUUAACAUUUUGUAACUUUAACAUAUUAUUUUCACUUCCUAGGCCGAGAGCCAUUAGCGACGAUCCAUGGCACAGCCUGCCUAUCCGUCGAGAGCCGACAAAUGGAGCUCGCUCCUGUGGCGAUUGAAUCCAAUCCCGGGCUUCUCGGAGUAUACCGGACCCUACAAGGUCGGCACAGUCGACGUGGAGAUCCCUGUCUCAGACCUUGAAUCGCCGGCGCCGGCACCGAGUAAUGCCGCCGAUAUAGAGACGGUACAGUUCAGAAUAUUCUAUCCGGCGCAUCCGGACUCUCAGGGCAAGCGUAUAACCUGGCUACCGGCUCCACAGCGCGAACAUCUUUCUGCUUACAUCCAAUUCUUGGGGAUAAAUCCAUUACUAGCAGAAGCUAUCUCCUUCUUCCCAAGACAUCUACACUACACUUCGAUCCCUGUCGUUAAAAAUGCGCCGGUACUCGAGCCCAACACUCCGAACAAACGGUGGCCGACGGCCAUCUUUUCCCACGGCCUAGGCGGUACUAGGAACGCAUAUUCGCAGAUAGUAGGCUCGCUAGCUUCGCAUGGCAUUGUGGUGAUAUGUCCCGAGCACCGGGACGGCAGCGCCGUCGCGACGUACAUCCGCAUCCCCUCGCAGCAAGACCGGUACUUCGUGCGCAACACGCACCGCGCGGUUCCCUACAACCGCAUAGCGCACGACGCCACGGACGAGGUCCAUGCCCUGCGUAACGAUCAGCUCCGGAUCCGGCUGUGGGAGAUGGGACUGAUCCACGAGGCCAUACUGGGUAUCGACAAGGGCGUGGCCCUGACGAACCUAAAUAAGAGUACCCCUUCUCUUUCCCCGUUCGUCGACAAAUUGCACGUCCACGAGCCCGGGAGCAUCAUCUUCGCGGGCCAUAGCUUCGGCUCCUCGACCACCGUGCAGUUCCUCAAAUCCGUCUUUUACGCCGGUAGGCCCGAGCUCGAGGCCAUGUCGGAGCCUCUGUACGUGCCGUCCCGAGAGUCUUCGAUCUACAAGCAGAUCACCCCGCGCAACGUUACUAUCCUCCUCGAUAUGUGGUGUUUCCCCCUCCUUUCUAACGCCACAAAACCCCUCUUCAACCUCCCGCUUCCCGCCUACGCCGCAGACACCAAAAACCCCUCCUCUUCCUCGCCACCUCCAGGCGGCAACGCCAUCCUCGCCAUCGAAUCAGAGGACUUCUGCAAGUGGAAGGAGCACCUGCACGUGACGGCGCGCGUGCUAUCUCCCGACCCGGGGGCCCCCACCGUGCAAGCGACGGCGUUCUACGAGAACCAGGUCACCGCGUGUGCGUCGUCGGGGUCGGGAUCAUCGGGCGUCAAGCUCGCGGAGCCUUACUUCUUCUUCGUCCGGCGCUCGGCGCACCUCUCGCAGUCGGACUUCGGCAUCCUGUUCCCGCGCCUGACCCGCCGCGUCUUCGGCUCCGAGAACCCCGAGCGCGCCCUCCGGCUCAACCGCCGCGCCGCCCUCCAGGUCCUCCGGGCCAACGGCGUUCCCGUCGCGCGCACGUGGGUGGGGGAUCUGGUUGACGGGGCGGAGGGGGGGAAGGAUCUAAGAGGGGGAUUAGGCGAGAGUAGGAGGAGGAGGAGGAGGAGAAGAAGAAGAAGAAGAAGAAGUGCGGCUGCUGUUGAUAGCAAUAGCAAUAGUAAUAGUGAUGGUGAUGCGACGGAUAGUCUGGAUUUAAACGAGCCCGAAGUCGAAAGUGGAGAUGGAAGUCCCGGAGCGGAAGUCGGGGGGGAUAGAAGUCCCGAAGAAGACGAAGACGAAUACGACGAUGAAGACGAAGACGAAGACGACAAGGCCAUCUUGGAUCGCAGCGGCAACGAGACCGUGGACGCCUGGUGCUGGAUCGACAUCGUGGGUAUGGGCCGGGUGGUCGUGGACGACGGCGAGGUCAAGCCGGACACCGAGGCGGCCGAGGAGCAGGAGCCGCGGAUGGCGGACGUUAUCGAACCCCGCCCGACGGGGGACGACGUGGCGGGGCGAAAUGCUGGUGCAAAUAUUGUAUAGCGCGGUUGAUUGACAUUGAGGAUUGGGCGUUAGGUUAUAUCUGAAAAUACAUUUGUACUUGCUUAUUCCAUCGGUAAAGCGGGAAAGGUCGGAGCCAGGAGAAAACAGAAAAGAAGGGGGCAAUGGGGUUGAGGUUGGUAGACUUGGAACCGCUUAGAGGAAGUGUUGGUGGGAUUCAGAUUACGGCGUUUUAUUUAAGAGAGCAUCAUUACAGCGAGGGAGGCUAUAUUGUGUAAAACUACCUAAGGUAGCUUCAUAAGACAUCUGACAAGAGUUAAUGAG
Molecule: messenger RNA, 2484 nt
Organism: Daldinia caldariorum
Lineage: Eukaryota; Fungi; Ascomycota; Sordariomycetes; Xylariales; Hypoxylaceae
Product: phospholipase A2
Exons: 2
Coding region: 247-2202 (651 amino acids)
Molecular function (GO): 1-alkyl-2-acetylglycerophosphocholine esterase activity
Source: RefSeq, a predicted model, not a curated record